Molecule: messenger RNA, 765 nt
Organism: Acanthosepion pharaonis
Lineage: Eukaryota; Metazoa; Mollusca; Cephalopoda; Sepiida; Sepiidae
Source: the annotation of a GenBank genome assembly
AUGAAUGAUUUGGCCACGCCUAACACUGCCACUCCAACGUUGACAUUUUAUCUUCAAAAUCUGACCCCCUUUCUUUCUUCAUUCGAUUUUCUGCCAAACACCACCCGUAAUACUUUCUUUGACAUCUACAUUUCUUUCUUUUUUGAGCUUCUGCUAUAUUCUUUCUUUCUUUCUUCUUUUCUUUUUUCUUUCUUUCUCUUUCUAUCUGUCUUUCUCUUUCCAUCUUUCUCUUUCGAAAUAUUUCUCUUUCGUUUCUUUCUCGUUCUCUAUCUCUUUCUUACUCUCUUUCUCGUUUCCUUCUUUCUUUCUUCUGCCUCUUUCUAUGGCCUCUCUCACUGUCUCUAUUCUGGUCCUAUAUAUAUUUCUUGCUUUGCCGCUCCCAUUCGUCUCCCCCACUCUGUCUUGGUCUCUCUCUCUCUCUCUCUCUCUCUCUCUCUCUCUCUCUCUCUCUCUUCAUCUUUCCCUUCUUCUUCUUCUUCUUCUUCUUCUUCUUCUUCUCACUCUCCCUUUCUCUCCCUCUCUCCUUCUACUCUCUCUUUCUUUACUUUAUCUCCGUUUACCCCUUUCUCUAUUCUAUCUCGCGUUCUAUUUCUUUUUUCUAAUCGUUUCCUCUCAUUUCUUACUUUCUUUCUUUUUUGUUUCACUCUUUCUUUCUCUAUCUCUCUACCCACACUCUCUUUAUACUCCGACUCCUUUUCCCUUUUCUCACUCACUCUUUCUCUCUUUUUCUCUCUCUCUCUCUCUCUCUCUCUCUCUCUCUCUUAA